AUGGAUGUUCAAGUUCCACCUCCACCACCACCUCCUCCGCCAUCAUUUCUUACUGAAACGACAACUUCGCAAUUAACAGUACCACCACCAUCACUCCCUCCUCCAGAAUCAGUCAUUACAACAACAACAACAACCACAACCGUAGCUGCUUCUUCUGUUCAAGAUCGUAUUUGGUUACAUCCAUGGACGGUAACUGAAAUGCGUGAACACGCAUCACAAUGGUCAUUGGCUGGUGAUGCUGGUUUAUUACUUUAUUUGGAACAAUUUUCUGGUAAAUUAGCUCAACGGGCUGAUGCUAUUCAACAACAUUUAAAUCAAACAGUUAAUGCUGUUAAAAGUACACAUACACGUGUUCAAAAUUGUCUUAAUGAAUUUACAUCAUUAGCUAAUACACAAUUUAUUGAAAAUCGUGUUUAUGAUGAAGAUGAAACAGUUAAUGCAAAAACAUCAAAAAAAGAUGAACAAUCUACAGAAAAAACUAAUGUUAGUAAUAGUGAAGCACAAGAAAAAGUUUUACAACGUUAUGUUGAAGCAAUUCAAUAUGGUUUAACUAUUCUUGAUACACAUUUUGAACGUGUUGAUGCUAAAUUAGAUAAUAUUCAAAAUGGUAUAUCAUCAAUUGAUGAUGAUGAAGAUGUUGGAGUACCAAUUGAACCUAUACUUGAACCAAAAGAUCCUUAUAUAUUUCGACCAUUACCAUAUCUUAUUGGUACAAGUGAAUUUAUGCAAGAUGAUUUUGUUGGUUUAGCUGAUUUAUUAAAUAUACAUGAUGAAGAUACAUAUGAUGUUGAACAAAUUGAAAAAAUUGAGUCAGAUUCAGCAUUAUCAAGUUCUGAUCAAGAAGAUGAAGAUUUUCAAGUCCAAGUAUCAUCAGUACCAAUUGUUCCAGCUGGUGCUAGUCGUCCAGAUAUAGCAAACCGAUCAGCAACAACUGUAUUAACAGAUAGUGAAGAUGAAAAUGAUCUAUUUGGUAUGAAUACUGGUCCGAAAUUUGAUGAUUUUUCAUCAAAAAAACCAGUGUAUAAUGAUAUAUCUGAGGAACCUACAAAAUCUAAAAAAGUAGAUUCUUUUCACGAAUUAGAUAAUGAAGACGAUAUUAUGUUUGGUAUUCCAGUUAAGAAACCUCAACCUAUUAUUGAAACUAAUAAUAAUAAUAAUAAUAAUGAGAAUUUUGAUAAUGAAUCAUUAACAUCAAAAGAAUCGAAUGAACCUGAAGAACAACAAAAACAUAUAGGUGGUAUAUCAAUGUUCGGUAGUGCACAAAAAGGAAUGUCUGAACUUGAAAAAGCUGUUUUACGACGACGAAAAGCUAUGGGUGAACCUGAUGUAUCAUCAAUUGAUGAAGAUGAUGAAAUAAAAAAACCGAAAAAAACAUCAAAUGAAACUAUUUCACCAAUUGUUACUAAAAUACCAACAGAACGAUCAUCUAGUACAAUUUCAAAUCUUACUUCACAACCAUUAACAAAACCAACAACAACAACAACAACUGAAAAGAUUUCUAAAUCAUCGAUAUUUGAUGUACCAAAAUUAAAACCAUUGUCGAGUAUCGUACCAUCAUCAUCAUCAAAAACUAUAGUUGAUACAAAACCAUCAAUAAUAAUUCCAUCGAAAAAAGAAAAAGAUAUAUUUGAUAAUGAUACUGAUGAAGAUGAUGAUCCAUUUGCAAUAAAAAAGAAAGAUACUUCAUCAUCAUUGUCAAUAAAAAAGAAUGAUACAAAUUCAAAAAUUCAAUCACAAACAACAACUAAACCUAAACCAGUUAUUCCUCCAGUUGAAAGUGAUGACGAUGACCUUUUUGGUACAAAAAAAACACAACCAAAACCAAUUCCAACAAUAUCAAAAACUAGUACUAUUGAAAAAACUAAAUCACCUAGUUCUGACGACGAUCUUUUCAACACAUCGACAAUCACUAAAACACAACCACCACCAACAAAAACAUCUGAAGAUGAAGAUUCUUUAUUUGCUCGUAAACCCCCAGUACAACAACCAAUUGCACCUAUUGUUCCUGCUUCUGCUCCUGUUUCUACCCCAUCAAUUAAAAAGUUAGCCAUCGUAACUGAUGAAGAUAGCGAUGAUGAAAUCUUUGGUAUAUCUAAAACAAAACCAAAAGUACCAACAACUGAAAAACAAAACAGUGUUUCAUCUACUAAACCUGAUGAUAACAAUAAUUUACUUGGUAAAUCAACAACUACAUCUAAAGUAGUGACAGCAGAAACUCCAAAAGUUAUUCCAUCUAUGAAAUCUAAUGAUGAUGAUGAAUUAUUUGGUGCAUCAAAAACUAAACCAAAAAUACCCACAACCGAAGUACAAAAAGUUUCCUCACCUAUUAAAACUGAUGAUGAUGAAGAUGAUUUAUUCGGUAAAUUAACAAUUAAACCUAAACUAUCAACAAAAGACACUCAAAAAGUUAUUCCACCUACAAAAUCUAAUGACAAUGAUAAAUCAUUAACUAAACCAAAAAUCGCAGUUACAAAAGACGAUGAUGAGGAUGACGAAUUAUUUUCUUCUCCAAAACCAAGUCAAGUUAAAUCUCCUGCAGCUACUGUUUCAUCUCCUUUACCUUCAACAACAACAACAACAACUGUUAAAACCGAUACUUAUGAAGAUCCUUUAACAGGAAUUCGAAAACCUAUUGAAACUACAUCCCAACCACCAAUAAAAACUCCAAUUGUUCAACCAGUAAAGAAAUCUAUUUCAGAUAGUGAUGAGGAUGAAUUAUUUCCUAAACGACAAGUAAAUACAGCAGCAUUAAAAGAAGGUGAAAAACCAAAUGUUAAAGCACUUUCAUCACUUUUAAAUAUUAAUCCAAAUGCUCAUCGACCAGGUGCACGUCCGAAAACACAUUCAUUUAUUGAAGAACAAUCUAAACCUUCUGUUGUUAAUGAUGAUCAACCGAGUCAAACUAUUGAACCUUCACAAACAGUUGUGAAAAAAUUAUCAAAACUUGAUUCGGAUAGUGAUGAUGAUUUAUUUGGUAAUAAGAAAAAAGAAAAAGCAACUGUUUCGAAUACAGAACAAAAAGAUAAAACUAAUGUUGAAGAUGAAAAAGUUAAUGUUAAAGCACUUUCGUCACGUAUUAAAAUAAAUCCAAUGACGCAUAUGCCAGGUACUCAACCGAAACCAAUCUCUAAUGAAGAAAAUGGAUCAAAUAAUGUAGUACAAACAACUUCAACGGAAACAUCUAAAGAAGAACCAAUAGUUGAUAAAACUAUGUUGAAUAUUCUUAAAGAUCGAGCUAAAGUAUCAGUUAAAACUCGAGCGCCACCAACAAGAAAACCUCGUUCAACUGGAGCUACAACAGCUGCAAUGGCAAAUGCUGAUGAGGAUGAUCUCUUUGCUUUGCCUAGUUCGAAUAAAACUGCUACAUCAUCUUCUUCGACUACUAGUCCAGUAAUUCCUUCUCAAUCUGAUAUUCCUCCACCAGUAUCUAUAACAGGUUUGCCAGAUAACACUGCUGCUAUUGCUGCUAUAUCUGAUAAACAAACUAAUUCAAAAGAAAAGAAAACUUUUUCACUUUUUGAUUCUGAUGAUUCUGAUAUUGAUGAAUUGUUAUUUGGUUUUAGUAAAAAAAAUAAAUCUUCUAUAACAUCAAAACCAACUACAACACCAUCAACAACUACAAAAUCAAAUAUUUUAUCAUUAGAUGAUGAUGAUGAUAAUGAUUUUCUAUCAAAACGACCAAUAAAAAAGAGUACAAAACCAAUUGAUGAUGAUGAUAUAUUUGCUGAUGUUAAAAUUAAAUCCCAACAAACAAAUAAAGCUAAAAAAGAUUGGUCAAUUAUGAAUAAAACAGUAACAGAUGAUACAGAUGAUAUUUUUAAUGAUGGAUCAACAAAAUCUUCCACUACCUCAAAAUCAAAAUCAACAAAUGUUAAAAAUAAAUCAAUCAAGGAUUUGGAUGAUAUUUUUGAUGAUCCAUUCAAUGUUUCGUCCAAACGAUGA
This is a messenger RNA of Rotaria sordida, 3942 nucleotides long. The record is from the annotation of a GenBank genome assembly. Lineage: Eukaryota; Metazoa; Rotifera; Eurotatoria; Philodinida; Philodinidae.